Messenger RNA from Haliotis rufescens (red abalone), 1936 nucleotides. RefSeq lists its product as uncharacterized. Gene Ontology annotation, molecular function: protein binding. NCBI's taxonomy places the organism in Eukaryota, Metazoa, Mollusca, Gastropoda, Lepetellida, Haliotidae. The record is from RefSeq and is a predicted model, not a curated record. Gene Ontology annotation, biological process: signal transduction. Bases 149 to 1168 code for a protein of 339 amino acids. The transcript has 5 exons.
UAUCCAAUGUAAACUGAAUGGUCGUGAGAGGGUAUUAUCAGAGGCCUAUUGACAGCGGCCCGUCUUUGUUGGCGCGGGAGCGUAAAGGAUUAUACUGUGAGAGUUUUAAAAGAUAGUUGAGUAAUGUGUGAAACUGUAAAAAUCAAAGAUGUCAGCAACAAAAGUAAGCUCACCUAAAAGGGAAUCAACAAAGAGCAAAUCAAAGACAAGUUCGCGACCUUCAUCCAGGGGCAGUAACUCUAAACAUCUUGAUGAUCUCAACAAGGAGACCUCACAACUCAGGGAACAAGUGACAACACUUCAAACAGAAAAUGAACAGAUAAAAGAAAAAUUGAGAACUCUGACUCUACGUUUAGUCGAAGCAGGGAGACAGAGUGGAAAUGAAAUGGAUUUUGAUGCCAACUGUGACAUUUUAGAAAUUCCAAUGAUUGAAUUAUUGGCUGUGAUUGCAGAGCUGAAUAGGAAUGGAGUGAAGACGAGGUCACAUAAAUCAAAAGAUUUUGAUGAAAACCGGUUAGAAGAGCUGGAAACUCGAGUGACUUUGUUAAAUACAGAACUGGCAAAACUGUUCAAACUAAAGCUGAAAGUAGAGAAUGGUUUGCAGGACCUGGACCGAUGUCGAGAUGAUGGGGAACUCAGGAAGAAGGCCAAGUACCUGUGGUAUGAGUCAUGUGGCACACAAGUGUUUGUUGCCCCGAAGAUAGAAGUGGAGGACACCCCAUCAAUCCAGCCAGUGACUGCCGCAUCUGAUCCCUCGCCAGCUCCCACCCCCACCAGCCGCCCAGUGUCCGCUCACAGUAACCUCCCCCUUGCAGUCAGAAUCAACCUGGAGAGGGUGCACAUAGCUACCCCUCCCUGUAAGCUGCCUGGCGAUACUCACAUCAACAACAUGCACAAGGGGCUGCUGCAGCUCGUCAUUCAGGACCUCAGUCUGUAUAAAGGCAAUGGAGCUGAUUGGCGUCUGAUGGCAGAACGUGUUGGGGUACCGACACAGCUGAUCACACAGUGGAAGACCAUGAAACUACCUCAGCCGAUGAAGAAUGUGGUGUAUGUGUGGGGGGAGAGUCCGGGGGCAACAGUGCGCAUGCUGCACCGCCAUCUCGUCUCCCCACAGAUGAAGAGUCUCAUCCUUGCAAAGAGAAUCAGUGAUUUCUACGAGGUUGACUGAUACAUUCUUGGAUCCAGUGUUGUUCUUACAGCACAUUUACAAUGAAAACAGUGAUAAAAAUUAACUUACAAAGUGCAAUUGUGAAAUACUUAAAUUUCCUUACCUUUUAAGCCAAUCCGUAGUACCAAACAUUGCAUAAGUUUAGGGUGAUCAAGUGAACAUUUCUAUUGAAUUCAUGCUAAAGAAGUUUUUUGGCACAUGGUUGUUAAAAUUUGGUUCUUAUAAGAGAACAAACUUUGGUGUUUUACUUAUCAACUGGGGACUGGGGACUGAAAAAGUAGUUCCCAGAGGGACAAGCAAAAGUUUAGUAGUAAUUAGGCCAGUUGACUGUUGUGUCGCUUCGGGCGUCGGUGAGCAUUAAUUCUUAUCACUGUGAUCAUAACUUGCCCAUUCUGCUGAUUCCAUGUUUACCCAUACCUCUCGUGCCCUACAAAGGUGGCGUGCCUUUUAUUUAAUAGCAAUCUCAUAAAAAUCAGAUCUAAGUUCUUGCUGCCGCUAAACAAAGAUCUGAGGACAUCCCAUUACGGGUCACUUCAGAAAAACCUUUCGGGAACUUUGACCGACCACUGAAACGAUGAACAAGAAGUCAACAUCAGCCAAUUAGAAAGCUGCUUUCUCGAGCCUUACAGCACUCGUUACAACCUGGCAACUUCCAUUUCAGACUACACUCGAAAAAUAUGUUGACACAGUUCUCAAUUAAAAUUUUGAAAACUGAACAAACAAACAUUCCAGAAUGUCUAAUAUAUGGUUGCAAUUGUAUGGCAGUGC